AUGUCGGAAUCUCAAGACAUUGAAUCUGUUUGCGAGACCAUCGAGAAAGACUAUUCGCCGUGCGAUGUAUCAGAUGCCCUCCUCAAACUCGGCAUACCAUCAGCAGGCUACCUACGAGACAUCGUCCCCCUCCCCACCCGUCUAGGCUCCCACACCCGCAUCGUCGCCCCGAUCAGCACCGUCCUCUUCGUCGACAAAACCCACAAACCCGGUUCAACAUACCGUGGCCUCGACGUCCCUUCAGAGACUAACCUCCCACCCGACAAACACUUCACGGACAUCGCCCCAUCUGGUUCAGCAGUAAUCAUGCAACAGCCCUCCCACCAGACCGCCGCGCUCGUUGGAGACAUCGUCGCCACGCGCUUCAAAGUCCGUGGCAUCAGUUCCAUCGUCAUCGACGGCCGGGUUCGUGAUGUGGUUGGGUGUGGCGAGCUGUGCAAGGAUGAUAAGCUGCAGGUCUGGUCGAAAGCUAUUUCGAGUUCUGGGACGAGUCUGGAGGCGAAGCCGUGGGCGGUGGAUGUGCCGCUGAGGAUUGGGGAGGUUGUGGUGAAGCCGGGGGAUGUGUUGGUGGCGGAUGAGGGGGAGAUGGUUUGUUGUGUGAUUCCCAAGGAGAGAUUGGGGGAUGUGAUGGGCCUGUUGCCAAAGCAUAAGAAGGCGGACGAUGGCUUGUUGCAAGAUGUGCAGAAUGGAAUGGGCUUCAAAGAAGCCAUCAAGCGGUGGCCUGGACAUUAUACCAAUCACUGA
Molecule: messenger RNA, 744 nt
Organism: Saxophila tyrrhenica
Lineage: Eukaryota; Fungi; Ascomycota; Dothideomycetes; Mycosphaerellales; Extremaceae
Exons: 4
Coding region: 1-744 (247 amino acids)
Molecular function (GO): 4-hydroxy-4-methyl-2-oxoglutarate aldolase activity; oxaloacetate decarboxylase activity
Source: RefSeq, a predicted model, not a curated record